Diorhabda carinulata is the source of this 706-nucleotide messenger RNA. RefSeq lists its product as uncharacterized. Bases 63 to 404 code for a protein of 113 amino acids. The transcript has 2 exons. NCBI's taxonomy places the organism in Eukaryota, Metazoa, Arthropoda, Insecta, Coleoptera, Chrysomelidae. The record is from RefSeq and is a predicted model, not a curated record.
AUUUGAAUAGCAACGUCAAUACUUUUCAAUACAAAAAAUUUACUCCACUUUGAAAGUGUCUAAUGGCUGAUGAAUACGUUGGUAAAAUGGAUAAAAUGCCUUCAACAGAAGAACUACUAGCAUCCAUUGAAGGUAUGGAAGGUUUAAGUGAAGAAAAUAAACGGGAAUUAAGAGAAAGUAUUUUAAAUGGAGCCCUAUUGAAAGAAGCUGAGGAGAUGACUAAAACUACCGCAGAAAAAGUAGCCAGUGGUGAUGGUGGACAAAUGUUAAUUUUGUUUUUAAUGAUUUCCCUUGUUUUUAUGAUAAUUGUAUUUUUUGGCUACAAACUGUAUUCUUCUCUCACGGAAAAGGAACGAAGAAGAGAAGAAAAAAGAAAACUUAAACAACAGAAAAAGAAAAAGUGAAUUCUUGAAAGUUGUACUAUCACAAAUCAUUCCUUUACGAUUUUAUAUAUAUAUUUUUAUUUUUUUAGCGGCUCACUAAUAAUAUAAAGGUUAUAUUUUUUUAUUAAUUGUACACAUUUUCAAAAUGCAUAAUAAUUGAACGGUGAAACACUUGAAACUAAAGGGUCCUUUUUAAAUUCAUUAAAAUUUUCUUUGAUCAAUUUUACAAAAUAUGGUUAAAUGUUUCGUAUGGUCCAUUUUAACGUUGUAUUAUUGUAAUAUUUUAUCCUAUACUGUUUAAACAAAUAUAUUUAUGACAAACA